AUGCCGCUGCGUCCCGGACGGCAGCGACGGCGGAGUCCCGGGCGGCCGACGGAGGGGCGUGCGGGGCCGCGCCGGCCCCCUCCGCCCGCCCCCCGGCGGCCCGGCCCUCGCCCUGUCCCGCCCCGCCUGCGGUUAUGCAACGGCCUCGGAAACUUCGGGUCCGCGGAGUGGACGCGGGCGGCUUCCCGGCGUGGCGGAGCAGGCCCGAGGGGCGUUCCACACAGCCGCGCGGCGGCCGCCGCCACCGCUCCCGCUCCGCUCCGGCCGCCGCCUCUCCCGUCCCGCGCGAAGUUCGCGGAGGCCCUCAGGAAGGCGGCGCUAGGCGGGGCCGCGGCUGGGCCACAACCCCGGUGCCCGCGGCUCCGGUGCCCGCCGGCCUGGCCCCGACCCACGGCCGCCGCGGAGGGCCCGCGGGAGCGGCUGCUCCAGGCCCCGGCCCAGGCCCGCUGCACCUUCCUGUCGUGCCGCAGGGCGAAAAGCGUCGCCUUCGUGCUCAGGGAUCCGUCGGACAUGUUGUCUCCUCACGCCACCGAGAGAACUUCUGUCAACCUCGUUAGCUUUGUUUUUAACCCAUCGUUCAGGAAACUCACGGGUAGUACUAUUAGUUUGGACAGAGACCAGGCUAUGCUGGUUGAUAAGAACUAAGAACACAUCCUCCUCAGUAAUCAGAAUCUAUAUUAGAAAAGUUUCAGGUAGGUCCUUUUCUCUUUCCUCCCUUCCUCCCUUCCUCCCUUCCUCCCUUCCUCCCUUC
Messenger RNA from Cygnus olor (mute swan), 751 nucleotides. RefSeq names its product formin-like protein 20. The record is from RefSeq and is a predicted model, not a curated record. NCBI's taxonomy places the organism in Eukaryota, Metazoa, Chordata, Aves, Anseriformes, Anatidae. The transcript is spliced from 3 exons. The coding region runs from base 1 to 645 and encodes 214 amino acids.